CAACACAACCCGCUAACAAAUCUUGCACGAUGCCGAAAAAUUACGAUGCGGAAAAGAACAAUCCAUGUUUAAAGGAACAGGAACUGUCGUACAAAUGUCUCAGCAAGAACAACUUUGACCAUGGCAAGUGUGAGCUGUAUUAUGCAAACUACAACAAUUGCAAAGAGUUUUGGAACAAAAUCCGUGCUGAUCGACGAGCGAAAGGAAUCGUUCCUUACCUUCCUGAUGUAGCCGACCGGGACAGCAUAAAAGCGGAAUUCAUGAAAACCAAACCAACUUUAUAAGAGUGACCCACAGUCAGGCGGUUGUGAUGAAGGUGUUCGGUUCUGUUUUUACUGUUAGUUUGUAGAAAAUAGAGGAUACAAUUACACUCCCGGUAAAUACACACUAUUUUAGUACGGCGACAC
Anopheles maculipalpis is the source of this 407-nucleotide messenger RNA. Its product is annotated as coiled-coil-helix-coiled-coil-helix domain-containing protein 7. NCBI's taxonomy places the organism in Eukaryota, Metazoa, Arthropoda, Insecta, Diptera, Culicidae. The record is from RefSeq and is a predicted model, not a curated record. The coding region runs from base 30 to 284 and encodes 84 amino acids. The transcript is spliced from 3 exons.